UUUUUCACCCUGGAUCAGUUUGUGCUCCUGCAGGAUCAGCUGUGGCUCUGGAGUCCAAAUGUUUAUUUACUGGAUGGAUAUUACAGUUAUGGAAACUCAGAAGAAAUAAUACUGAAACUGUAACAGAUCCCAGUAAAGACUCCCGAUACAGAUAUAGUAUAUAUAAACAUUUAGUAGACUGGUGUUACCUACACAUUCAUGGUCUAAAAGAGACAGACGCUGGCACAUAUUACAUGAGCUUCGUUUACAGAGAAGGAAACACCAGAUUUACCUUAAAUAGUCCAUCAGAAUUCACUGUACAUGUCACAGAUGUUCAGGUGUCUGUGGACUCUGAUCGUGUGACUGAAGGGCAGAACGUCACACUGACCUGUAAGACCGGCUGUCCUCUGAAACAAACCUUUAUCUGGUUCAAGAACGGGCUUCAUUUGGAUCUCAGUUAUUCUGGGGAUCAGCUGCAUGUUUCUGCAGUGAGCCGUGAGGAUUCAGGACGAUACUCAUGUGCACUGAAACACUUUGAAACAUUCCCAUCUGCAGAAACACUCCUCGAUGUCACCUAUGUUGUUGUGUAUGAGAGUGCUGCAAUCAUAACAUUGUCAUCGCUCCUGAUUGCUGUCGUUCUGCUGCUGGUUUGUCUAGCUCUAUGGAUGAUAAAGAAAAAACAACAAAACCUCAAAAGACCCGAAGCAAAAGAGCAAAGCAAACAGAAUGAAAAUGUGUAUGAAAAUGCAUCAACAACGGCUGUGAACUUUGACCUGGAGGAGAAAGUAAAGUCAUUUCAUCAAGAGGAGGAAGUUCAGUACUCUUCUGUCCAUUUCAGCAAAUUUAGAAACGCAGAAUAUUCUGAAGCUUGUGAAAAGGAAGCUGAUGUCCAUUACGCUCAGAUCAGAACAACAGCAAUAAAUACUGAUAUGAUGAGCAAUAUUAGCAUUUAA
Carassius carassius (crucian carp) is the source of this 932-nucleotide messenger RNA. RefSeq lists its product as uncharacterized. Lineage: Eukaryota; Metazoa; Chordata; Actinopteri; Cypriniformes; Cyprinidae. The transcript is spliced from 5 exons. The record is from RefSeq and is a predicted model, not a curated record. The coding region runs from base 234 to 932 and encodes 232 amino acids.